Messenger RNA from Arabis nemorensis, 2292 nucleotides. The record is from the annotation of a GenBank genome assembly. NCBI's taxonomy places the organism in Eukaryota, Viridiplantae, Streptophyta, Magnoliopsida, Brassicales, Brassicaceae.
AUGGCAGAGGCAAUGGAGACGGAGAUGGAUUUCUCUGAUGGUGAACAAACUAAAGCUAAUGCACAACAACAUGGAACUAUUUCCCAAUAUUCUGCUCCUCCUGUGUAUAACAGGUCUGGUCUUAUGCCUGUUUAUGGAAACCCAGCCAUUGGAUUAGAAAAUGUGAUCGAAAGGAGACAUGAUCAUGAACAGCUGCUACCUGGUUAUAUAUUUAUGUGUAAUGGGAGAACGAAACCCGAUUGCUACCGUUACCGUGUCUUCGGGAUUCCAAGAGGGAGAAAAGACGUUGUUGAGAGUAUCAAACCGGGGAUGAAGCUUUUCCUUUAUGACUUUGAAAAGAGACUUCUUUAUGGUGUUUAUGAAGCUACUAUUGGUGGGAAAUUGGAUAUAGAACCAGAAGCUUUCGACAAGAAAUAUCCAGCUCAGGUUGGAUUUAGAAUUGUCAAGAACUGUUAUCCCUUGCCAGAGAACACUUUCAAGUCUGCUAUCUGUGAGAAUUACAAAGGUGGCAAAUUUAAGCAAGAACUUGCUCCUCACCAAGUGAUGUCUCUAUUAUCAUUAUUUCGUUCAUUUACUGCGCCAGAACUCGAUGCAUUGCCUCAUAGAUUGGCUUCCAGAGCACUAUCUUUUGAGGAACGGUUCAUAGCUGCUACACAACUUAGGAAUGCUUCGUCAGUUUUAGAUCCUCUGUUUGCUCGUCAUGCAGAACCACGACUUGGCUCUCUUAUGGCACAUCAGUCUGUUCCCCGCACACCUCUGCUCCAACAUAGUUACUCCAGACAAGAUGAUUACGCAACCCCAGUGAGGGAAGAAUCAAGUCUGUCAAAUUUGAAUCAGCCUUAUUAUCCUACAGAAAAUCGUCAGCAACAGUUGCUCGGAGAGCCUUCACGCUCAUCUAUUCAAGACCCUCAACUCAAAUAUCUAACGAUUUUAUCUAAUAUCCGGAGAUAUGGAACUGCCCCAGAGCGUUUGGCCUCAGAGAAUGAAUAUCAUCCGGCAACACCAUCAGAGAAGGACCAGUUUGCUUCACCUUAUUCUGAUAGUAAGUAUUACCCUUCGAUGUUAUCUGGGAAUGAGCAUCCUUCUGCAUCUGCAGCUAAUGGGAGUGUAUAUAGAAGUGAGUUCCAUACUUUAGCAUCACAAAAGGAAGGUGAAGCUAGUCAGCAGGGUGAGAUCCCUGCUGACACUUACUAUCACCCUGAAGCAUCUACAGUUCCAAACACUACAGUGUCCAUGCAAUCAGAUAUGCAGGCAAUUAGUGUUGCUCAAUCACAUACUACUGAGACAGCUGUCUAUUCAAUACCGCCACAUGGUGAAACCCCACAACCAGCUGCUGGAGCAACUGGUUACAUACACCAACUUCAGAGUGUAGCGGGUAAUUAUGCCACACAUUCACAGCCUGGGAGUGUGGAAGAAAGUACACAAUCAUAUGCUGGAACAGUUAGUCACCCACAACAUCAAUAUCAUGCAUCUCUGGGGCAUGCUACUCAACUUUAUGCUGGUGGUGGAACUGGAUAUACUAAACAACCCCAUGAAAUUGGGUACGCUCAGCAACCACAUGCUGCAGCAACAGGGUACACUCAGCAGCCCCACACUGCAGGAGCUGGGUACGCUCAGCAACCACACGCUGCAGCAACUGGGUAUGCUCAGCAACUCCAAGCUGCAGCAACUGAGUACGCUCAGCAACUCCAAGCUGCAGCAACUGAGUACGCUCAACAACCACAUGUUGCAGCAACUGAGUACGCGCAGCAACCACAUGCUGUACCAACUGGGUACGCUAAGCAACUCCAAGCUGCAGCGACUGAGUACGCUCAGCAACCACAUGCUGCGCCAACUGGGUACGCUCAGCAACCACAUGCUAAAGUUGGUGCAUACACGCUGCAAUACCAUGCUCAAGCUGUUGGAUACACGCCGCAAUAUCAUGCUCAAGCUGGUGCAUACACUCAACAAGCUGUAAUGCAGCCAGGGGCUCCGGGGACAGCUGGUUGGAAUGCUGCAAGCCAGGCAUAUUCUACAACAGGAGACUGGAAUGCGGUCGAUGACGAUGAUACUGAAAUCCUAUUUUGCAUUGGUAUUGCAGGAUCUGGACAAUUUGUGCGUGUGUGGAAGCAUGGGCUUGAACUGGUGCUCUUGCUGGAAGAGAGGGACAAGGAAAUAAAAGGUAGAGUCUCCAUCUCGCUUGCUGUAAGUAUAUGGUUUGAUUACAUUAUAGCUGCGCAUGAGGAAAUACCUCAAACAUCAAAACCUUUUCAAUUUCCCGUUUCAGAAGUGCAAUUUGAAAUGCAAUUCUGA